Ornithodoros turicata is the source of this 2031-nucleotide messenger RNA. RefSeq names its product protein arginine N-methyltransferase 5-like (gene csul). Gene Ontology annotation, biological process: peptidyl-arginine N-methylation; regulation of DNA-templated transcription. Bases 30 to 1973 code for a protein of 647 amino acids. The transcript is spliced from 18 exons. The record is from RefSeq and is a predicted model, not a curated record. Lineage: Eukaryota; Metazoa; Arthropoda; Arachnida; Ixodida; Argasidae. Gene Ontology annotation, cellular component: nucleus; cytosol.
UCUCCUUUUAGAUUCCCUCUAGUUUAAACAUGGCGGCAACGAAGCAUGUGUCUUGCGGUGUUGACCUGCAUUUCGUUCACGAUAUUUCGGAGUCCCUAUUAGCGGCAGGAAAUUCUGGCUUCAAGUUUGUGGCGGCUGAUAUCAGUCAUCCUCGGUAUCGUCAGGAAUUCCUUAACAGUGACAGUACCUUGCAGACCAAACCAUUUGCCCGAUCUGACUUGGUGCUCCCUUCCCAAGACUGGAGCAGUUUGGUGAUACUAAAAUUGUCUCGAUCUAUUAAUGUGGACUCUCCUAUUGAAAUCACUAGAAGAACAUCUGAAAAGAUCUUGCACAGAGAAUUGGGCUAUGCUGCCCAUUUGGGAGUGCCUGCAAUUAUGUUGCAGCUCAGGAGUGUACAGUGUAUUAAUCUGGCUCGCAUGUUGCACAACUACAUUCUUGCUGCAACGGCCUAUCAGAUGAUGUUUCAAGCCUGGGUAUUGGUACCAAUGGAGUCGCCAGUGGAUGCCUGCCACAGGUACUAUGCAUCGACUGAUGAAAUGUGCCACAAUGAAGAUGAUGAUGGUACCCCACGCGAUGACCCCUGGGAAUGGUGGAACACCUUUCGCAACCUAUGUGGCACUGAGAAGCGCCUCGGGGUGGCUUUACGUAUGUCUGCAGACCUUCCCUCGGAGUCAUCUUUGAGGCGCUGGCUGGGAGAGCCUGUACGCUGUGUGGUUAUCCCUACUUCUCUCUUCAUGACCAACAAGAAGGGUUAUCCUGUUUUGUCAAAAGCGCACCAAACUGUCAUUCACAGGUUUUUCAAGAUGUCAGCACAAAUAAUCGUUCAGGGCAGCUGCCACCAUGAUCACAUGAAACACUACUACCAGUAUAUUGACCACCUUUACGGUAUUCUUAGAAGUCAUAAUAGGGCGUCUUCCUCUGUAGAACAUUCUCAACCCCUUGAUGAUCCUCUAGCUGAGUUUUCCAAAGGUUUUGAGGACUACCUACAGAUACCACUCCAGCCUUUGAUGGAUAACCUUGAGUCCUCAACUUAUGAAAUUUUUGAAAAGGAUCCAGUAAAGUACACUGAGUACCAGAGAGCUAUGUACUUAGCACUAAUGGAUAAAGGAAAGCAAGUAGGAACGGACAAAGAAAUCAUACUGAUGGUUGUGGGGGCGGGUCGUGGACCAUUGGUCAGAGCUGCCUUGAAUGCAUCUGAAAGUGCUGGUCAGAAGGUCAAAGUAUAUGCUGUAGAGAAGAACCCCAAUGCAGUAGUCACAUUACUCAACCAAAAACGGGAGUCUUGGCAGGAGAGAGUGACUGUGGUGUCAUGUGAUAUGAGAGAGUUCAGUCCACCAGAGAAAGCAGACAUCUUGGUGUCUGAACUUCUGGGGUCAUUUGGGGAUAAUGAACUAUCCCCGGAAUGCUUAGAUGGUGCACAAAGGUUCCUCAAAGAGGAUGGUGUCAGCAUACCAGCGUCAUACCAGUCAUUCCUGGGCCCGAUCCAGUCGCAUAAACUAUACAGUGAACUAGCUGGUAUGCGGGAGAGGGACAAGCAGCCACUGACGCCUUUUGAAAUGCCGUACGUAGUCCGCCUGCAAAAUGUUGCAGAACUAGCCAUGCCACAGUCACUUUUUUCAUUUCACCAUCCAAACAAAGAUAAGGUGAUUGACAACAGCCGAUACAGAAGUCUGAAAUUCCACAUUAAGGAUAACUGUGUGCUCCACGGGUUUGCUGGCUACUUCGACACGGUGUUGUACAAAGAUGUUACACUCAGCAUCUACCCAAAUUCUCACUCACCUGGUAUGUUCAGUUGGUUCCCCAUAUUUUUUCCAAUAAAGGAGCCCUUGGUCCUGUCACGUAACUCGUGUCUGGAAGUUCAUUUCUGGAGAUGUGUUACACCACGUAAGGUGUGGUACGAAUGGGUGGUGACAAAACCAGUGGUGGGGACUGUUCACAACCCCUGCGGGAGAGCAUAUACCAUUGGACUUUAACCAAUUCAUUGCCUGUGAUACUUGCUUCAUUAAAGACAUCUAAAGUGGCCAAAACUGC